Molecule: messenger RNA, 3996 nt
Organism: Komagataella phaffii GS115
Lineage: Eukaryota; Fungi; Ascomycota; Pichiomycetes; Pichiales; Pichiaceae
Product: Essential phosphoprotein component (p150) of the COPII coat of secretory pathway vesicles
Exons: 1
Coding region: 1-3996 (1331 amino acids)
Biological process (GO): endoplasmic reticulum to Golgi vesicle-mediated transport; intracellular protein transport; endoplasmic reticulum organization
Cellular component (GO): COPII vesicle coat; endoplasmic reticulum exit site
Molecular function (GO): protein binding; structural molecule activity
Source: RefSeq, a predicted model, not a curated record
AUGGUGAAAAUAAGUGAAAUAAAAAGUACUUCAACAUUUGCAUGGUCGUCUGUAGACUCUAAUGUCUUGGCUACAGGGACCUUGGCUGGGGCUGUUGACGACUCAUUCUCUACCACUUCGUCAUUGGAACUUUGGGAUGUCCUGAACACCUCAGCUCCCAUAUUCCGAACCAAUGUUGGUGCAAGAUUUCAUGAUCUUGCGUGGAGUAAUCCAAUCUCUAAGUACCAGAGAGGACUACUUGCAGGUGCUUUUGAUAAUGGAACAAUUCAAUUGUGGGAUUCCUCAUCAUUGCUGAAUGGAUCAUCUGACAGUUUAAUAGAGCUAAAGAAACACACUGCGCCUGUUAAAACAAUAUCUUUCAAUCCUACAGAGUCACAGAUAUUUGCAUCUGGUGCUUCCAAUGGCCAAUUAUUCAUUUGGGAUAUAAAUCAUCUUUCAGAGCCUAUUUCACCGGGUGCUUCUACUACCCCUAUUAAUGACAUAAACUCCAUUGCUUGGAACUCCAAGAUACGUCAUAUUUUGGCCUCUGCUGGAACCUCAGGCUACGCAUCCAUUUGGGAUUUAAAGACCAAGAAAGAACUAUUGAACUUGAGUUACACUGCUCCAUCAGGUCAAAGAGCUAACUUAAGCACCGUUGCAUGGCAUCCUACUAAUUCGACAAGUGUAAUAACAGCUUCUGAUUCGGACGCUGUACCAUUGAUAAUGACUUGGGAUUUAAGGAAUACUAAUGUACCUGUAGCUACUCUUGAAGGUCAUCAAAAGGGUGUAUUGUCCCUGGAUUGGUGUUCGUGGGACUCAGAACUAUUACUUUCUUCUGGAAAGGAUAACUCUACCCUAUUGUGGAAUCCCAUCAGAGGCUCUUUGUUAGCGGAAUACCCAACCACCACUAAUUGGGCCUUCAAGACCCGCUUUUCUUCCAAGCUUCCUGACAUUUUUGCAACCAGUUCAUUUGAUGGUAAGAUAACGGUGCAGACCUUACAGGAUACUACACCUGCAGAGGCUCAACAAGCAAAAGCUAUCAACGAUGACGAAUUCUGGGCAGACCUGUCCAACAGCGAUAAGAAACAUCCUAAUUUUUUACAACGUCAAACUCCGGCCUGGCUUAAAGUGCCUUCCAGCGUUUCAUUUGGAUUUGGUGGAAAGAUUGUAAAAGUUUCCAAGGCCUCUGAUAACCAGUCAAUUGUUGUAAUUGAUAAUUUCACAACUAACGAUACGCUGGCCAAGUCCACUUCCCUUCUUGCAAGCACCAUCAGCACAAACGAUUACCAAACUCUUGUCGACGAAAAACUUCGUACCGAAGCAAAUAACCACGACUGGCAAUUAUUGAACGAUCUAUUAAAAGCGGAUGAUGUGAAAGAUUAUUUCAGAUUUCAGAUUGUGGAUCCUUCCGUAUUGAAACAUGACAAGUCUGAACAAAAGGUUGAAAACGGACAAGACAUAUUUGAAAACAUUGAGCAAACUGAUGAAGACUUUUUCAACAAUCUUGAAAGGGAAAAGAAUUCAGUUUCUGUCAACAUUCCAUCAUACUCUCCAACUGGUGAGUUUGAUGUCUCCUCUCUUAAGGAUCAAACAGGCCUGGCAGCCUCCCUCUUAUUAGGCGAUCUUGAAAAAGCCACUGAAAUAGCUCUCAGCCAGGGACUAAUCCAGGAGGCUCUAGUAUUGGCUUUAGGUGCAUCUGAAUCAUUACAGGCUAAAGUUAGGAAUGCCUAUUUUAACCAAACGCAAAAGUCCUCUCUACCAAGAUUGAUUUACAGUGCUACUGCUAACGAUGUUAAUGACCUCGUUGCUAAUGGUACUAUCUCUGGUUGGAGGGAUAUAGCAGCUGCUAUUUUUGCUUACUCUACGGAGAAAGAAGAGUUUUCAAAGUUCAUUGUGGAACUAGGUGAUAGGCUAUUAGCCAGUUCCCUUUCAGAUAGACGCUCUGAUGCUCUGCUUUGCUUCCUUGCUGGUGGUGCGCUCAACAAGGCGUCUACAAUUUGGAAUGCCGAGUUGAGUUCUCGUGAAGAGGUUCUCAAAUCUGAAAACCCUCAGCUCUCAUCUUAUGAAGCUCAUAAUAUUGUGUUGACUGAGUUUGUUGAAAAAAUUGCCGCAUUCAAGUAUGCAUUAAGGAUCAGCAAUAAGUUCAGUGGGCAGGGCGUUAAUACGUUGAACAAUUCAUUCCUAGAGUUUGCUUCUUUGGUGUCAUCUCAAGGGCAAUUUGAUUUGGCCUUGAACUUAUUGGAGAACUUAUCUACCGAGGAUGAAGACAUUAAACUUGAGAUAAAGCGAAUCUCAACAGCAUCAGGAAAAACUCUUUCCAGUAGAGCUGGUCCUCGUAGUGGCUAUGUUGGAAGUCAGGCUUCGACUUCCUUCUCAGGUGCAAGGUUCAAGUCAAGAGGUUCAGUGUCCGGAACCACGCAGUCUGUUCCUUCACCUAACGUGAAUCCUUACUUGAAUCAGCUACCAGUGCAAGGGCAAACUUUGGCACAAUCAAGGCCUUCAAUCCAGCCAUUAACGCAAGCGCCAGCCUCUGCUUAUGCUAUUCCUUCAGCAAGAACUGCUGCCAGUUCCAUUGCAAACAAUCCGUACGCUCCAAAGCAGAAUACUAAUGGUUCUUAUUCUCCAGCCCCUGGGGUGAACAAUACCAUUCCUGAAGUUCCAAAACCACCUACAACAAAAUCCAGACAAGGAGGUAGUGGCUGGAAUGAUUUGCCCAAUAACUUCAACAGCAGCAGAAGAACUACACCAGCUUCGACCGCUUCUCCUUAUGGAACACAAGGCAACCAGACGAUUCAGCCACCCUCUAGAACACCUUCUCAAAUGAACGUGAUUCCACCACCUCCACAAGCAAGUUCUUUUGUGCCUCCACCUCCUACAGCUACAGCCACAUCAAGUGUUCCAAAGAGCACGUUUGAAACUCCUUCACGACCAUUCAGCGCACAGAACAACCCCCACCCUGCAAUUUUGUCCCCUCGUCAGAGAGCAGCAUCUGUUAGAUCUCCAGUUUCUAAACCACACGCCAGGCCCAACCGUUACGCACCAGCUCCCUCUCAAACAGAGAAUGGACACUCUUCAACCGUAAAUAAUGUGUCAGGAGGUCAAUUUUCUCCUGCCCCUCAACAAGCAGGAAGUUUUCAAAGACAAGGUAGCUAUCAAGCUCCCUCAAACCCUUAUGCACCUAAAGCAGAAAGACAAGGGUCUUCUCGUGGAGGCUCAUUCUCCGUUCCACCUCCUAAUCCAUACGUAGGUAGCUCAGUGAAUGGGAAUGGAGGAGUGCACGGAGGCGCACCAGCUAUCCCUGUUGCCAACAACCCUUAUGCUAACAACAAUCAAAAUGCAUCAUAUGGCCAAGCAAACGGUCCACUAAAUGGAUUUGUACCUCCGCCACCAAUGCCUGAGAAAAUGGGAGGACUUUCCUCACAGAAUUACCCCAAGAGAGCAGCAAGUAGAGCAAAUAGCACUGCUGGAUAUGCGCCAUCACUAAGAUCGCCCAGUGUGCAACAAUUUCAACCACCACCACCUCCGGCACUAGCUCAACAUGUGCAACCGCCACCACCUCCUGAACUAGUUCAGCAGGUACCUCCACCCGCGCCGUCUGUACAACACCAAGUAUCACAAGGAUCUCAAGGAUCUCAAGGUGGGCCCCCUGCACAACAACAGACCAGAUUUCCCAGUGGAGAUAGAUCACAUAUAAGUGAUGAGGCUUUCCCUAUUUAUGAGUACCUGAGUAAGGAGUUGGAAAAUGUUAAGCCUAAGAUUCCAGAAAGAUUUACCAAACAACUCGUAGACGCUGAGAAGAGAUUGAAUAUCUUGUUUGAUCAUUUGAAUAACAAUGAGCUGUUAACCGCUCCUACGAUUACACUGUUGUCUAAUCUUUCAAAGUCUCUAGCUGACCAUGACUUUAAGACUGCUGAAUCGUUACUGAUUCAAAUUACUACCAUUCAUAACAACGAGGCAGGAAACUGGAGCGUUGGUGUGAAACGUCUUAUCCAGAUGUCCUCGGCUCUGAGUAGCUAA